AUUGGCUCUCUGUCCGCCCGCAGGGUCACACGAUCCGCCAUGGGCCCGCAGCCAGCGAAAGACUAUGUCCGACCUGGUCAAAGGUAGGGAUGGGGGCUGCGUCUUCAGUGGGUUCGAAGCAGGCAGCUCGUGCGAUAAUGCACGCCUGGUGCCGAGGGAGCAUGCGUUCUGGUUUGCAGAGAACGAAAUGAGGGCGUACAGUUUUGGGGGCACCGCGACACCGAACGACAGCGCAAAUGGCGUCUGCCUCCGCGCGGAUAUCCGUCGCUGUCUCGACCGACAGGGCUUCGUGUUUUUCCCCGCCGGCUCCCAGUUUGUGGCCUAUUUCAUCAAGGGCGAGCCAGACUAUGCGGAGUGGUACCAUCGGACCGCGGCCCGGAUCCACGAGCGCGUCCCCGUCCAGUUUCUCUACGCGCGUUUCGCGUUCAACGUCAUCCAGUCCGCGGACAUCUGGGUCGCCGUGAAGGUAGUGGUCCCGAGCGCCGAGUUCCGACUGCGGCAAGCGAUGUUCCAGAGGAGAACACAAGCUGCGAACAGGCAAGCGUCUGCCACAGGCCCAAGCGAGCAGUCCGCAUCCGACGGGGGCGUAGGCGAUGCUGUGCUCGCGGAACAUGAUGCGACCCGGAUCCCGGGCAGCCACCGGUCCACCGAAGACGUCUUCUUCGAGAGGUUCCCACAACUACGUCGCGAGGUCGAGUUUUCCGACGACCCCGACUUCAACACCCUCGCCUGGCAUCCCGAGGUCGACAGGAUGCAGGAGCUGAGAAGGGCGUGGCUUGCUCAGAAUCCCCAGAUCAGACAGACAUCUGAUGGGGACGAAGGGAAUUCCGUGGGUGAGCCGGUCCCACCGCUGCAGGAACUUGAAAGCGAUCCCGAGCCCGAAGCGCAGCCGGUUGCAAACACUUCGGCGAGUGGAUGAAGGUGAUGUGGGCGCGUGCACAAAUAAUUAAUCAGCUGUAUCAUCAUCAUAAU
This is a messenger RNA of Fomitopsis serialis, 972 nucleotides long. RefSeq lists its product as uncharacterized. NCBI's taxonomy places the organism in Eukaryota, Fungi, Basidiomycota, Agaricomycetes, Polyporales, Fomitopsidaceae. The transcript has 5 exons. Bases 65 to 919 code for a protein of 284 amino acids. The record is from RefSeq and is a predicted model, not a curated record.